Molecule: messenger RNA, 1941 nt
Organism: Penicillium bovifimosum
Lineage: Eukaryota; Fungi; Ascomycota; Eurotiomycetes; Eurotiales; Aspergillaceae
Exons: 1
Coding region: 1-1941 (646 amino acids)
Source: RefSeq, a predicted model, not a curated record
AUGGUUAUCCCUUCGACCUUUGAUGCAGUGAAGUCACACCUCUCUCAGGUCCUGGGUGACCCCACCACAGCCUUGGAUAUCCCGUUGAUCGACAAGUUGAAGUUGCAGCUUGUUGAAUCGACAGAUCGUGUUGUUCCUGCUACGAUUUUGUCUCAAAUUUCUGCCCUCCUUCCAGUUUUGCGAGAAGACCCUACCCCUAUCACUACCCUCGGAAUACAAGCCACCGCAUACUUCAGCUUCAUUGAUCUCCAAUCCGUCGAUCCCCCGAUCAACCUUAUCGCUGGCUUCAAAGCUCCAUCCCCACCGAUCAAUCUCCUCGCUCUAUCAUUGCUUGCCAAAGCUGGACAACGUUCUAGUGAAGCUGCCAUCGUUGCAGGCGACUCAGACCUGGUAGCUUCGCUGGUGGAGCUAUGGCUUUCAACCUCUUCCACCGAAGUCGCGCAAGCUGCACUUGACACAAUAUGGGCGCUUCUAAAGGUUGAUGCCGGCCAACAUCUGGAGGCUGGAGAAUCUGUGAAUGGUGAUACAAGUCAUGGGGGACCAGGCCUUAUGUGGAGGAGGGUAUUCACGGACGAGAAGGUCUACGGUCUGCUGUUCGGGCUAUGUAGCCUUCAGCCCAAUGCGCUUGGUGACCUUUCCAAGCGCGAAAGAACUCUCGCACAGGGCAGAUUGAUGGCACUUCUAGUCAAGGCCGGGGAGAUACGCUGGGACAUCAUUUCAACGGCACAGAUCCCGGAGAUCGAGACCAAAUACCAGAGCAGCAGUCUCCUGCAUUUCGCAACUUGUCAGAUGGUUGAAGUCAGCGACAUCUUGAUGCAUAUGACGCUGGUCAACUUUUUGCGCGAAUUACUGGAAAUUGAUGGGCCGGGCCUUGUUGCUCGAAGUUGUGUGCAGUCCACUUCGACUUUCUCGUCCCUUGCCCUUGACUUCCUCGUCUCACACCAGUUACAUCAUAAAGUUCUGAGCUAUUAUCUCGAUGAGUCCGCGCUCGAUGCAGUCGAUCUCGUAUACUUAUCCGGUCCAGUCAUGGCCUAUGUGGCUCGGUACGCCGAGAUGUAUCCCAAUCACUUACUACAGAACCCCGUUACUCUACUCGACGGGAUUAUCUCCCGCAUUAACAGAUCUCUCGCUAUUCAGAGCACGCAGUGGGCACAUGGAGAAGCCCCCACGGGUCAUUUGGCUAUUCUUGCUUCACUUCCACGAGUGCUCCUCGUGGCAGCGGGCAAGCAUGGUGCCAAUCCUGCCCUCGCUAUUCCGACUAACCCUCCAAACAACGAGGCUCUGGAUGUUUUGGCGAAAAUCUUCCACGGACCUCGGCGGACUAGUGCCUCUAUGGUUUUGAACACAUCUGGCCAAACCCCAACUGACUGGGACCGCGAAGCGGCCGCAGCGCGCGUCCUCUACUUCUCUUACCUCAACCAACACCCCACAUUCUGGGACAACGUUGUGGCGGCUGCAGAUGUCCUGGUGAUGAAGGAUACUGCCUUGUCGGCAAUCAACUUUAUGAAGGCUAUCACUACAGCAAACUGGACCUCAUUGCCUCCAGCCCCUGCUAACUCUGAUUCAUCCCGGUUCCAACUGCCCUCUGAAGAUGAUCUUGGUCGACUAUCCCCGGCUGCUAGUGGCACUUUCCCCACCUCAGGAGCAUGGGCAGUUCUUACUCCACCUGCACUGACCACCCUUCUCCCAUAUCUCUUCAAGCCGCCCCUCUCCUACGCAGACUUCGUCGGGGGUGGUGCUGGUGAUGCUCAGAGUGUUGUUUGGAAAGUUGCGACUGCCAAACAUGACGUUCUUGUAGCACUGCAUUCUCGGCUGGAAGGAACCGGUAGUGAAGUGGAAGGAUUCGAGGACAUCAUGCAAACUUUACAACAGCGUGUUAAUGAGGGUCCCUGGGGCCCUGUGCGAUCUGCCGGGGCACAGGUCACGACUAUGACGUCGUAA